Molecule: messenger RNA, 1272 nt
Organism: Camellia sinensis
Lineage: Eukaryota; Viridiplantae; Streptophyta; Magnoliopsida; Ericales; Theaceae
Product: P-loop containing nucleoside triphosphate hydrolases superfamily protein
Molecular function (GO): GTP binding
Source: RefSeq, a predicted model, not a curated record
UUAGUUCAUGCCACUACCUCGUUGGACAUGGACCAACCUCAGAAAGUAGUAGAGAACACCGAGCCAAAACAGAGAGGAUGCUAGUAGCACUGAGGACUCGCCUCAUAGGUCUCCAACUCGCUUCUCUCCCAUUCCUCUCAUCUCCUCCAUCUCGCAAAACACCCCUAUUCACUCUCUCUUUUCGACACUCCUCUCACUUUAACCCUAACAACCCUAAUCCUCGCUCCUCCCAUCAUGUUUCCGCCGCAAAAGGUUCCAAACCGGCGGUUUCCGACGCCCCCAAGUUCCUCCGAACCGUCCUCUUUAUCCCUCCCGGAGUCGAACCCGAAGAGGUCACCGAAGACAUGAUCCUCCCCGGUUCGAACAUCGUGCUCGGACCGUACGUCGGCGAUGCCAAAAUCAAGGAGGUCGAGUUCGUCAAGAGCAGCGGUCGGGCUAAGGAUUGCCCCAAGGACGACCGGCCCGAGUUCGCCAUGCUCGGGCGGUCCAAUGUCGGCAAGUCUUCUCUCAUUAACGCUCUUGUUCGCAAGAAAGAAGUUGCCCUCACUUCUAAAAAGCCAGGAAAGACUCAAUUGAUUAAUCAUUUCUUGGUUAACAAAAGUUGGUACAUUGUUGAUUUGCCUGGAUAUGGCUUUGCUAAUGCCCCAGAAUCUGCUCGAAUGGAUUGGUCCGCAUUCACCAAGGGCUACUUCUUGAAUAGAGAAACUCUGGUUGCCGUCCUACUUCUAAUUGAUGCUAGUGUACCACCUCAGAAGAUCGACCUUGACUGUGCUAAUUGGCUUGGACGGAACAAUAUACCAAUGACUUUUGUUUUCACAAAAUGCGACAAGAUGAAGGGUAAGGGGAAAAGGCCUGAUGAGAACAUCAAAAAUUUUCAAGAGCUGAUGAGAGAAAAUUACCGGGAACAUCCUGCAUGGAUAAUGACCUGCAGUAACACUGGUUUGGGCAGAGACGAGCUUCUUUUGCACAUGUCACAACUACGGAACUUUUGGGAUAACUAGUACAUCCUAGUCAAACCUUGCAAUUUGUCCUGUUCUGUUCUGGAAAUGGUAACUCCAAAACCUAGUGAUUUUAUAUAUUGAUUAGCCAAUUAAACAUAUGAUGUUGAAAGUAUCCUCAGGAAUUGCUCAAUUGCUUAAAUUUUGUAAGCAUUGAUUUUUUCUGUGGUGGGGUGUAAAUUCCUCUGUAUGUACAUGCUUAAUUUGUGUUAUACAUUUCUCAAAAGCAUUAUCAUUGUCUUUGUACUGUGUAUAGACUAUUUUAUUCCUGUUA